AUGGGUUCAUUUGGCUUGGCAGUUGGUCAGUUGGUUGGAAAGACUAUUCGUUUUUACAUUCAUGUUGAAGAGCUUCCCUGCAUUUUUCCCAUGCCUGAAGAGGUUGAUGAGCUUCAGUUGACAAGUGUGAGGCUUGGCCGUGCUGGUGACAAGGCACCAAACUCCAAUCUGAAAGGCCUUCUUGGUAACAUGCGUUUAGCCAGCAAAGCAGUGUACAAUGGCUCUUAUGCACCUCCCAACAGCUUGGAGAACAUCCCUCAGGCCCGGUUUCUCUUGAAGGGUGGCUACAUCGAUCGUGCGAGCCAUCGACCACAGCUGAUUGAAGGCCAUGGUUCUUUGCAGGUCUGCGAAGCGAAGGCCGGGAUGCCAACCGGGUGCAACAUUUUCGAAUUGCAAGCUGAUCAUCACACCCUAAUAGCACCAAUAGCUCCUGCUGCACAGAAACUUGACAAGGAAGACCUUUGA
This is a messenger RNA of Durusdinium trenchii, 465 nucleotides long. Lineage: Eukaryota; Dinophyceae; Suessiales; Symbiodiniaceae. The record is from the annotation of a GenBank genome assembly.